Messenger RNA from Fraxinus pennsylvanica, 735 nucleotides. NCBI's taxonomy places the organism in Eukaryota, Viridiplantae, Streptophyta, Magnoliopsida, Lamiales, Oleaceae. The record is from the annotation of a GenBank genome assembly.
AUGAAAGAAUCAUACAUAAAACCAUUUGUUUCCAGAUAUUUCUCUCUAUCUCUUCUUCUCUCUAUACCUUUCCUCCUAUUUCUUUCUUACAAGGCCGCCACCACCAGCUCCGCCGUAGAGUCACUGCCCUCCUCUGCAGUCCCGGGUCUGAAAAUUCGACCAGGAUACACCUCCUAUGAUUCGUACAUCCAACGUCAGUUGAACAAGACUCUCGACCCGAAACUUAGAAAAAUAUGGACAACCCGGGACUGGAACCGGAAAAUUCAUGUCUUUUCGGCCUUUUUCAAUGAUUUGAAGAAGAAGAAUUUGUUGUUUAAUUCUUCUAAAGCACUCUGUAUUGGGGCCCGAAUGGGGCAAGAAGUGGAGGCUUUGAAAAGGGUCGGGGUAUCGGAUUCCAUAGGCAUUGAUCUGGUUCCAUCUCCCCCGUUGGUUAUGAAGGGCGACUUUCAUCACCAACCAUUCGACGACGAAACAUUCGACUUCGAAUUCUCCAAUGUUUUUGAUCACGCGCUUUACCCGGAUAAAUUCGCGGAAGAGAUCCAACGGACGUUAAAGCCGGGUGGCAUUUGUGUAUUACACGUGGCACUGUCUAGACGGUCGGACAAAUACUCGGCUAAUGACUUGUUCAGUGUAGAGCCGCUCAAGAAGCUAUUUAAAAGAGCCGGGCUGGUACAUGUUCGGACCGUUGACGGGUUUGGGUUGGAUACUGAAGUGGUUUUCAGGAAAAAUAAUUAA